AUGCAGGAAGUCCUACGGGUCUACUGGGGCUACGCUUUCAGCGAGGAGAGCAUCCGGGGACCGAUUCAGGAGUGCAUGCAGAAUCUUGUUGCGGCCAUGGCUGCCCAGACAGACCCAACCUCCGGGCCCGUGGAGAUGCAGAGGCUAGUGGAUGCUGUGGGCGUGGCAGUGGUGUCCUCGAACUCCUGGUGCGAAUCUUCAAGACCGGGAGGCACACUUACCUUGCAGAAGCAAUGCUUCAAAGCCCUCGAGCAGGCUGUGGACUGUUUCAAUGUCAAGGGCGACGGGGCUCCGACCGAGGCCGCAGUUUCGGCUUUGUGCGUGUCGGAGUUGUGCCAAAAAGCAUUGAAUUCUCUCCCGGAGCUCGCAAACUUGCCCGAAUACCGGACUUGGAAGCAGACGGUUGCCGGCUGGGCCGAGAAGCUGAAGCCGCUCGUUUCCGAGGAGGUGGUGAACCAGAAGCGCAAGAAGCUCGUGGAGGUCUUGAGACAGGAGAAGUGUGAGGAUCCUGGCUUUCUCAGCACAUCCUUGUCCGAGGCUUGCCGUACCUGCCGGGGUAUUCUUUUGCAAGAUGAAGAUUUCGCUGAUGGCACCGCUGCCUUCGCAACAGUUGAGCACUUGUUGACGGCCGCCGCGGGUGCCGAGCCUGCAGACAUGUUGAAGUUUGCACGACCUUGUGAAAGCUUGGCCGCUCAUUUGCCCGAGAAGAACGACGAGACAGCCAUGAGUGCAUUGGCGAACAUUUUCAUCAAUGCGGCGAACCUACGUGUGGCGUCGACAGAGUUUGAGAAGCUCGGCAAGGACACUGCGGCCAAAAUCGUUCACGACGGCUACAAGCUUGUGGAGCAGAAGAUCAUUGCGGCCAACCUUCGUGCAGAGCAGUGUUUGUCCGACUUCGCCUCCGAGUCCAAGUCCGACGCCAUUUUUCAGGGACGUGCAGCGUCGCUGAGAGACGUGGCGAUGCGGGGCAUCAAUAACUUGAAAGCCUUGCAUGAAAGCGUGGCAAGCGGCAUCGGGGAAUGCAAACAGGUGCUCUUGAAGAAUGCGGAGACCACGCUUCAGGAGAACCUCCUUCAGCUUGAGAAGUUUGCGUAUGGCUGCUCGGAUGGCAAAAAGUGGAAGAAUGUCUUCCUGUCCGGUGAGGCGGAGCAGGCCGAGGGCGAGGAGGGUGCUUCAAAUGUGAUUGAAGCAGCAAAGCGGUGGGUGCAAGAGGUCUUCACCAAGGAUGUGGAGCCCCAGAUCGCCAACUUGUUCAAACCGGCCAAAGCCGCGUACCAGGCUAUGCUGGCGGUCCUGGAGCGCUACAGUGUGUCCCAAGAGGAGUGGCCAAAGAAUGUGGCCCAUGCCAGGCUGAUCUUGGCAAGCUCUAUGGCAACCUCCGGCGAGGCGCUCCUUGUCAGAGCCAUCAUGGACCAAAAUUAUGUGCAGGAGACCAGCAGCCAGCUGAAACGCUUGGCCAACAACAAGUUCGCCGUGGAGCUUGAUUACAAGCGUUUGCUUCAUCCGAAGAUUGUGGCAAAGGCCACGGAGUUGUCGCGGCAGUGA
This is a messenger RNA of Symbiodinium sp. CCMP2592, 1545 nucleotides long. The record is from the annotation of a GenBank genome assembly. NCBI's taxonomy places the organism in Eukaryota, Dinophyceae, Suessiales, Symbiodiniaceae.